ACAGCUUCGAAAAAGACGGACGAUUAUUAUUCAUAGGCACUCUGAUUAGGUCUGAUCGAAGACUGUUGCAUCCCGAAACGUGAUACCAUGCUGCUCCUGCCCGAUCAAUAAUUUUCCUCCCAUCAUCCACCCGCUCUCCCUCGUCAUCGUCCUCUCGUCCUCAUCGUCCUCCUACUCCUCGUCCUCCUCCUCCUCCCACACCACCAUCGCCCUCCUCACACACCCUCUCCGAGUUCUCACGGCAUUCGCUAAAAGUGCAAAGUGGUGCACACGACUUCAGCUGCUGCAAGCACUCGUGAAAAAGUCCACAACCUCAGACAUCUACUGCCACAAUGUCCGCGAAGCCCAUCACGGAAGCAGAUGGCAAGGCCAUUCUCAACUACCACCUGACGCGCGCGCCUGUGAUCAAGCCGACUCCUCUUCCUCCGUCAUCAACACACAAUCCUCCCGCAAAGCUUGCAACGAUAACAUUUGCCGACGGUGACGACGUGAACGGUGUUCUGGACGCCGCCGAGGCCAAAUACCCUUUCCUUCUCCAACCAGAUGCCAAAUUUGUUGCCAAACCUGAUCAAUUGAUCAAGCGACGAGGAAAGUCGGGCCUGCUCAAGCUCAACGCCUCAUGGGCAGACGCAAAGGAGUGGAUUGCAGCACGCGCGAACAAGAUCCAGAAGGUCGAACACAUCGAGGGCGCUUUAAGAAAUUUCCUGGUGGAGCCGUUUGUGCCUCACCCUCAGGAAACGGAGUAUUACAUCAACAUCAACUCCGUUCGCGAGGGUGACUGGAUUCUCUUUUACCACGAGGGUGGUGUGGAUGUUGGUGAUGUCGACGAGAAAGCCUCGAAGCUGUUGAUCCCAGUCGACCUGAAGGAGUACCCGAGCAACGAAGAGAUUGCCAAGUCUCUGUUGUCACAAGUGCCCAAGGGCGUCCACCCCGUGCUCAUCGACUUCAUCUCACGAUUAUACGCCGUAUACGUCGACUGCCAAUUCACCUACCUGGAGAUCAACCCGCUCGUCGUCAUUCCAAAUGCCGAAGGCACCUCCGCCGACGUCCACUUCCUCGAUCUCGCCGCAAAGAUUGACCAGACUGCCGAAUUCGAAUGUGGUGUCAAAUGGGCCGUUGCACGCGCACCAGCUGCGCUCGGUAUCCCAAUUGUACCUACUGCAGGAAGCAAAGUCUCAAUCGAUGCAGGUCCACCCCUCGAAUUCCCAGCACCAUUCGGUCGUGAGAUGAGCAAAGAGGAGGCAUACAUUGCAGAGAUGGACGCAAAGACGGGCGCAUCACUCAAGCUCACAAUACUCAAUGCAACAGGACGUGUGUGGACAUUGGUUGCUGGUGGUGGUGCGUCUGUCGUAUACGCCGAUGCUAUUGCGUCUGCUGGAUUUGCGGGAGAGCUCGCCAACUACGGAGAGUACUCUGGUGCUCCAACCGAGACACAGACUUUCCACUACGCACGCACUGUCCUCGACCUGAUGCUGCGGGCACCACAAACACCAGAGGGCAAGGUCCUCUUCAUUGGUGGCGGUAUCGCCAACUUCACCAACGUGGCCAGCACAUUCAAGGGUGUCAUCCGCGCAAUCCGCGAAGUCGCACCUCAACUAAACGAGCACAAUGUGCAGAUCUGGGUCCGUCGUGCAGGUCCCAACUACCAGGAAGGUCUCAAGAACAUCAAGGCCGUGUUCAAGGAGCUUGACCUCAACGGCCAUGUCUUUGGCCCCGAGAUGCAUGUUUCUGGUAUUGUGCCGCUCGCCCUCAUCCCGGGCAAGUACAACGACAGCAUCAAAGAGUUUGAGGGGUAAAAUGCUCGACCUUCGAAGGCAUUGCUGGGAAGCGGAGUUUGUGUGAUAUCAGAGGCGAUACUGUCGCUGUCGCUGCGGGAUCCUAGAAGAGCCCCCACGCAUGACUGAGACGUUCCAUGAGUAUGGAUGAUACGCGCUUUGUGCUGCGCUGAGAGCAGUCAGCAGAGGAGUAAAUAGAAUUUGUAGCGAAUACCAAAGUGCUUGUUUGCUUGAAG
Sphaerulina musiva SO2202 is the source of this 2011-nucleotide messenger RNA. RefSeq names its product ATP-citrate synthase (ATP-citrate (pro-S-)-lyase). Gene Ontology annotation, biological process: tricarboxylic acid cycle; succinyl-CoA metabolic process. Gene Ontology annotation, molecular function: succinate-CoA ligase (ADP-forming) activity. Gene Ontology annotation, cellular component: succinate-CoA ligase complex. The coding region runs from base 333 to 1796 and encodes 487 amino acids. The transcript has 4 exons. Lineage: Eukaryota; Fungi; Ascomycota; Dothideomycetes; Mycosphaerellales; Mycosphaerellaceae. The record is from RefSeq and is a predicted model, not a curated record.